CCUUCUACUCACAAGACUUAUGUCUCACUUGAGAGGGCAAGGCUGAUCUACAAGAUGGCUCAUGGAGUCCGUGUUGAUUUGGGUAAGAUGAUGUUCAGACAGAUUCUCAAUCUUGGAGUGAUUCAGGUCAAUGAUGCACGUUGGUUGAUCUUCCCUCGCUUGAUCAUGGCACUCCUCCAAAGCCAGCAUGCAGUUACAUCUUACCCCAGUGACAAGCUCCAACGUCUGGUUCCUUACAAGAAGGAUAAACGAGUGGGCGAGAUCUAUGAGCAGAGACUAGCGAAAGGAAAGGGACCAGCUAAAGCUGAACCAAAGAGAAGCUCUGCCAGGACAACCCGUCAAUCAUCUCCUGCUCCGAUUCCUGCUCCACGAACUGCUACACCAAGCUCCAGGACUGCGCCACGUCGUGUAUCUCUGUAUGAACUUGGAUCAGUUGCCAUCCCUCGAGGACCACUCAGCCGUGUUGAUUUGCAAGUGGCACUACAGGACACAACACGAGCCCUUCAAGCGCUAGCUGAGAUAGUUCAGGAUCUUCAGAGCGCUGUAGCAGGGGGAGAAGAAGAAGACUAGGAUGUAGAAGACCAAGAUUGUGGGGGAGCUGUGUUCUGUUGCCUUGUUUUUAUGUCUAUGUUAUUUCAAUUGCACCACUUGUUGCAAUUCCUUGUUAUCCAUGUUUUCAGACUGGCUAAGAUUAUGGGGGAGCAUUUGCAUAUGCUAUCUUUUGAUAUUAUGUAUUAAUUUGCUUGAACCUGUUUUUAGGAUAAUAUAAGUAUGUUCUUAAUUGUCUUGAGUUGGUUGAAUUAACGUUUAGACAUAUAUACUGGUGCUGUUGUGUGUGGUUUGUUCUUGUCUUCUAUCUCAGGUACUUGUGAGACGACGAAUUAAAAAGGGGGAGAUUGAAGGUGUAUGGGAAGACGAUGCUGUAGCAGAGCUGAAGUAGUUCAUGAAGUGUGACAUGAACUACUACAUCAGAGAGGCGGUUCGUGAGAAGCACGUAUCAAGACCGAUGCAUUAAAAGAAGAUUUAAUAAAGAGGGACAUUAAAGGAAGACUUGAAGAAGAAGCAAUCGAUCUAAAGAGAAAAAGGAAGAUUGGCUUAUUCGCUGAAGUAAAAGAAAUGGAAAGUUUCCAUUGGGUAGAUAGAUUAGAUCUAGGGCUUCUUCAAAGAUAUAUAAGGAAGUCGUGGCACUGUGUUAGGGGUUAACAUACAGGGAGAGCUUUUAGCAAUAGAGAGUUUUGUACGUCCUAAGAAGGAGAAGCAAAGCAUCUAGGGGUUAAAAGCU
Raphanus sativus (radish) is the source of this 1282-nucleotide messenger RNA. RefSeq lists its product as uncharacterized. The transcript is spliced from 2 exons. NCBI's taxonomy places the organism in Eukaryota, Viridiplantae, Streptophyta, Magnoliopsida, Brassicales, Brassicaceae. The record is from RefSeq and is a predicted model, not a curated record. Bases 55 to 570 code for a protein of 171 amino acids.